AUGCCGACGGUCCAGCUACGGAAGAAUGCGACGAUCGCAACGGUCAGAUUCGGUGGAAACGAGCCGACGAACACGAUCGGGAUCACAACAGUCAUUACCCCGAUUGGAGAAGUCGUUUUCCACGUUAUCAAUAUGUCAACGCCCUUCUUGCUAUGCCUCAAGGAUAUGGACCGUCUCGGUGCCUAUCUCAACAACGUCACGAACGAAUUGAUCUGCGGCGAUAAGAGGAUUCCGAUCAUCAAGGCAGACGCACCGCGCAGGUUCAAAUUCACGUUAAAGGAUAACUGCGAUUUCAACUACGAAUUGAUCGUCGAUGUGGAGAGAUAUCACGCCCCGAUUCGAAGGGCAUACGAGAUCUUGAAAGCCGAGCUAAAAACAGCAUCAGCUGAGUCGUUGCUUCAAAUGGCCUUCAAAUCCGUCAAUGAUACCGCCGGACCUGACGGUCUAGUGCCCACACUACUAGUCUUUGAGGUCACAGUUGAGCUAGACAACGGGCCAGCUAAAUUUCGCAGCACGGCUUUACGUGCAGAGAAGAAAAUCACUACCGCCGGACGACCGUUUGAAGCCUCUGAUGACCUCGAAAUCACGAACCUGCUAGGCGCAGGCGUCAUCGUGCCCGAACGAUACGAUAUGAAUAAGCAUGGAAAACACAGGCUAUUCAAGUCACGAAUGGUCCGGGAGGUCAAAGGAUAUGGUGACGACGAGAAGCAGAUCAACGUCACGACCGCAGAGACCAACGCGGAUACCGCACUUCAGGUUAAUGCCUUCGGCGUUGCCGCGCUUCAGACUGAUGAUACGUUAUUGCCAAAGAAGACCCUACGAGAAGGCGAUACCUGUGAUUUCAACGGCAGCCUCAUUGCUCUAGAGAAGGGCUAUCUUCUAGUCAUGCAGAAAGGUCAGGUCAACAACCUCAAAAUUAUCGAUCUAUCCACGGAAGAUCGGGCCCAACGAUACGUGGAACAACGUGCCCAUCCAACCGCGGAGGAUUUUCAGGCGUUGAAUAAACGGAUCCAAUGGCAGAUCGACAAUCCACAAAGAGGCCUUCGAUUCGUCCCAAUAGGUCUAGAAGCAGCAAAGGUCUUCGUCUUCACAGACGGAUCAUUCGCCAACAACAAGGACUUAAGCUCUCAGAUCGGAUUCGUUAUAAUCAUUGCAACCGAGACUAACUCGACGAAGUGCAAGAGAGUCACCCGCAGCGUCUUGGCUUCUGAGAUAUAUGGAUUAGCUUCAGGCUUCGAUUUGGCAUAUGUGGUUGCAGGGACGAUCAACCAGAUUACAAGCCGCCUUGGAUUACCGCAAAUCCCGCUCGUUGCCUACGAACAACGCGAAAUCACCAACAUCCGCUGGAUCAACGGAGCGGAUAACCCGGCCGAUGCAAUGACGAAGCUAUCUCCAAACGGGGCCUUAACCCGAUUCGUUAACGACAACGAGAUCACGAUCCGGCUCGAAGGCUGGGUUCAAAGGAAGGAAGAUAUGACCGCAUGA
Hirsutella rhossiliensis is the source of this 1485-nucleotide messenger RNA. RefSeq lists its product as uncharacterized. The transcript has 11 exons. The coding region runs from base 1 to 1485 and encodes 494 amino acids. Lineage: Eukaryota; Fungi; Ascomycota; Sordariomycetes; Hypocreales; Ophiocordycipitaceae. The record is from RefSeq and is a predicted model, not a curated record.